ACCGACGUCAACAUGACGCAAUGACGCGGUGUCGUCAUCUUACCGGAAGCUGAAGGGGAAAUCAGUGGAGUCGCGUUGGCAUUUCUCUCAGCCGACUCUCGAGCGCAGCAGACACCCAGCCUGUUCGCCGACUUCAGGAACAGGACAUGAUAAGGUCUCCACCAUGGACACAGAGAUGAUGCCGAAAUUCUCCUCGAAAGACGAGGAAAUCGAUUACUGGAAGUGCUUGUCUCUCAAAUACAAGAAGAGUUAUCAUGACGCUCAGGAGGAGCUGCAGGAGUUCCAGGAGGGCAGUCGAGAGCUGGAGGCCGAGCUGGAGGCUCAGCUGGGGCAGGCCGAACACCGCAUCCGAGACCUGCAUUCAGAGAACCAGAGGCUGAAGAGCGAGGUGGACACACUCAAGGAGAAACUGGAGCAGCAGUACGCUCAGAGCUAUAAGCAGAUCUCCAUGCUGGAGGACGACCUGGUCCAAACACGCGGCAUCAAGGAGCAGCUGCACAAAUAUGUCAGGGAGCUGGAGCAGGCCAACGACGACCUGGAGAGAGCGAAGAGGGCCACCAUCACAUCUCUGGAGGACUUUGAACAGAGGUUAAACCAGGCGAUAGAGAGGAACGCCUUCCUGGAGAGCGAACUGGACGAGAAGGAGUCUCUGCUGGUGUCUGUGCAGAGGCUGAAAGAUGAAGCUAGAGAUUUGAGGCAAGAGUUGGCAGUUCGAGAGAGGACUUCAGAUGUUGCCAGGAUGUCGGCCCCCAGCUCUCCCACCCUAGACAUAGACAAGACAGACUCAGCCGUGCAGGCCUCUCUGUCCCUCCCAGCUACGCCUGUAGGGAAGAACAUGGAGCAUCCUUUCAUUGCUUCUAAAGCGCUGACCAAUGGCUGCGGAAGCUCCCCCCUCACACCGUCUGCACGGAUCUCAGCCCUUAACAUCGUCGGUGAUCUUCUGCGGAAAGUUGGGGCUCUAGAGUCUAAACUAGCUGCCUGUAGGAACUUUGCCAAGGACCAGGCCGCAAGGAAAAAUUACGCAACAGGAAAUGGAAACCUCAUCAGCAGCAACGCGACCAAGUUCUCUCAUUCGCUCCACACUACGUAUUUUGACAAGACGAAUAUGAAUGGCCUGGAUCCCGGCGGUCUGACGGCCAUGGCUUCCCCUCGGACCGUGUCUCCUCCCGGCAUGCUCCCUCUCAGCGUGUGAGAGACUUUCCCAGCGACCUCCACACAAGCUCGGACACAAUGUGGAAACAGAGAGGACACUUCAGAGAGAGAGUGUGUGUGUGUGUGUGUGUGUGUGUGAGAGAGAGAGACUGAGAUGACGUGCCUCAAGCGUGUCUGACAGAUACAUGUCAGGCGCGAGGGUCCGUUCCCGUGAGCGCGAGCUUCAGUUGACCUCCGUUAUCACGAGGUCUCACCUAAAGCCAGCAAAACGACAAAGGUCUGAGUCGGGCCGCAGUUCUGUGAGUGUUUCAGCGUGUCGCACAAUUUAAAGGGAUUUUCUUUUGAGGUGGACGUCACUGUAUGCUUGAUCCAAAUGCCAUUGUUUUCAGCUUCAGCAAAGGGUCUAAAUGUGGAGGUCAGCAGAUGUUUUUUUUUUUUUUUUUUUUUUUUUUUACUGGAAUGAAUGCCAAGAAAACUUGUUCAGUAGCAUGGAAACAUCGGCUACCUUAAAAAGCGCUCUAAUGAAUUAUUAACCCAGUUACAUCAGCUGACCGGUCACCAGUUUGCAUGAUGCAACCGCCAUUUUAGGGCUUCAGAAGGUUUGUAUGUACGUUUCUGAAACUGCACUUCAAUAUCCCACACUUAAGUGAUGUUUGCGGUGUCUAGAUUCACGAGUGGUCAUGACCACAAAUACUGUAGCUCUGUGCGGCGUGACCUUCCACACAGAACUUGUCAGUGGUUGUACGAACCUCAUUCCUAUCCCAUGUGCCUCUGCUGGUGAGUUUGGCGUUCACCGUUUAUUUAUUUCAUUCGUGGAACCCAAGCCAACUUUUGCCUAUCACAGUGUUUAAGUUCAGUUCAUUUACGCCAAACUUUAACAUGGAGUGUAGGAGCACUUGUUCGUGUUAAUUUCCCUCUAUGAGUCUUUGAUUUCACAGUUAUCAUGCACUUUGUUGGCCGUUUUUUUUUUUUUUUUUUUUGUUGUUGUUGUUGUUGUUGUAUCUCAUGUAUAUAGAUUUAUAAACCUAUAGCAGCGAUGCCCGGUCUGUAGAUAAUAAAAUUGGGCUGAUGUGCUGUUUAAUUUAUUUGAGAAUCUUUAUGGCAUGUUUUGACACAAUGAGUGAAUUUUACAUACUGUGCAUUGGUUUAAAAACAUAUAUUGAGAUGUAAAAUUGGUUGUCUAAUAUGUGCAAAUAAAUAAAGGGAAAAAUGAG
Puntigrus tetrazona (Sumatra barb) is the source of this 2366-nucleotide messenger RNA. RefSeq names its product nudE neurodevelopment protein 1-like 1b (gene ndel1b). The transcript is spliced from 9 exons. Gene Ontology annotation, cellular component: kinesin complex; kinetochore; centrosome. Gene Ontology annotation, biological process: establishment of mitotic spindle orientation; mitotic centrosome separation; chromosome segregation. Lineage: Eukaryota; Metazoa; Chordata; Actinopteri; Cypriniformes; Cyprinidae. The record is from RefSeq and is a predicted model, not a curated record. Gene Ontology annotation, molecular function: microtubule binding. The coding region runs from base 164 to 1192 and encodes 342 amino acids.